This is a messenger RNA of Carassius auratus (goldfish), 2886 nucleotides long. RefSeq names its product antigen WC1.1-like. The record is from RefSeq and is a predicted model, not a curated record. Gene Ontology annotation, cellular component: membrane. The annotation marks the transcript as partial. The transcript has 13 exons. NCBI's taxonomy places the organism in Eukaryota, Metazoa, Chordata, Actinopteri, Cypriniformes, Cyprinidae.
GACUGUGCAGGGAGGCUGGAGGUUUUUCACAGCGGCUCAUGGGGGACAGUGUGUGAUGACUCCUGGGAUAUUAAAGAUGCUCAUGUGGUGUGCAGACAGCUGCAGUGUGGAGUGGCCCUCAGUAACCAGCAGGUACCAGCCUGGUUUGGUCCUGGUUCUGGACACAUAUGGCUGGAUGAGGUGGAGUGUGAGGGGAAUGAGACGUCCCUGUGGAGCUGCUCUUCUCUAGGCUGGGUAAAACAUGACUGUCAACACAAGAAAGAUGUAGGAGUCGUGUGCUCAGAGUUUAAAGAGAUCAGGUUAACUGAGGGCUGUAAAGGGAAUGUGGAGGUUUUCUACAAUGGAUCCUGGGGUAAUGUGUGCUGGAACCAGAUGGACAGAGACACAGCGAGUCUGAUCUGUCAAGAGCUGAACUGUGGAAGAUCUGGUGUUUUGUCUGAUUCUACAGCAAGAGUGGAAUCAGCUCCUAACUGGCUGGAUAAAGUUACAUGUCGACCACAUGAUUCAUAUCUGUGGCAGUGUCCAUCUUCACCCUGGGGACAGAAUAACUGUGAUAAUGAUGAAGUGGCCAAAAUCACCUGCUCAAACAGUGUGAAUGUGAGGCUGGUGAAUGGUGACAGUCGCUGUGCUGGACGAGUGGAGGUUUUUCAUGAUGGUCAGUGGGGAACAGUGUGUCAUUAUAACUGGGAUCUGACUGAUGCUGCAGUGGUGUGUAGAGAGCUGAGCUGUGGAGAGGCUUUAGAAGCAACAGGAUAUUCUUCCUUUGGACCUGGAUCAGGAAAAAUCUGGAUGGAUGGAGUGAAGUGUAAUGGAUCAGAGUCUACAAUGAAGGACUGUAGAUCAAGAGGAUGGGGUAAACAUGAUAGCAGCUGUAACAGUCAUAUAAGAGAUGCUGGAGUCAGAUGCUCAGAAACCAUAAACUAUGGACGAUUUACAAGACUUGCUGAUGGACCUCACCUGUGCUCCGGGAGGUUAGAGGUGCUUUAUGGGAACACAUGGUACACAGUGUGUGACGCUGCCUUUGACCAGAAGGAUGCAGAGGUUGUGUGUAGAGAGCUGAAAUGUGGGGCUCCUGUACAGGUGCUGGGAGCAGCUGCUUUUGGCAAAGGAGACGCUCAGAUGUGGACACAAGAGAUUCAGUGCAGAGGAGACGAAUCAACCAUUCGAUUGUGUCCAACUUCAAAUUACACAGAGUGCUCUCAAGACAACAACGUGGGACUGAUAUGUUCUGGUCACAAUGAUCUCAGACUGGUCAAUGGUCCUGACAUCUGUUCUGGUCGAGUUGAACGUCAGUUCCUCAAUGAAUGGGGCACAGUGUGUGAUGCAUGCUGGGAUAUGAGAGCUGCCAGUGUCCUCUGUAGACAGCUGUCUGUGGUCUGCAGACAGCUGGGCUGUGGCUCUGUGCUGAACUUCUCCGGCUCCUCUUCAUCCAGUCCUGAACACAGUCAUGAGUGUGUGACGGGCUUCCAGUGCUCUGGGAGUGAAGCUCAUCUUUGGAACUGCAGAUCUCCACGAACUCUCAACUGCAGCUCCACACAACAGCUGUCAAUCACCUGCAUCGGUCGGGGGUCCAUAAGGUUGGUGGGUUCUGGGGGAGACUGUGCAGGGAGGCUGGAGGUUUUUCACAAUGGCUCAUGGGGGACAGUGUGUGAUGACUCCUGGGAUAUUAAAGAUGCUCAUGUGGUGUGCAGACAGCUGCAGUGUGGAGUGGCCCUCAGUAACCAGCAGGUACCAGCCUGGUUUGGUCCUGGUUCUGGACACAUAUGGCUGGAUGAGGUGGAGUGUGAGGGGAAUGAGACGUCCCUGUGGAGCUGCUCUUCUCCAGGCUGGGGAAAACAUGACUGUCAACACAAGAAGGAUGUAGGAGUCGUGUGCUCAGAGUUUAAAGAGAUCAGGUUAACUGAGGGCUGUGAAGGGAAUCUGGAGGUUUUCUACAAUGGAUCCUGGGGUAAUGUGUGCUGGAACCAGAUGGACAGAGACACAGCGAGUCUGAUCUGUCAGGAGCUGAACUGUGCAAGAUCUGGUGUUUUGUCUGAUUCUCCAGCAAGAGUGAAGUCAGCUCCUAACUGGCUGGAUAAAGUUACAUGUCGACCACAUGAUUCAUAUCUGUGGCAGUGUCCAUCUUCACCCUGGGGACAGAAUAACUGUGAUGAAGAUGAAGUGGCCAAAAUCACCUGCUCAAAGGAUAAGAAUCAGGAAUCUCAUCGUAGUCUUCUGACAUGUUCAAUCUCACCAUCUCCUCACCAGAAACAGUGUUCAGGUCAUGUUCCUCUCAGACUGAGUGAAGACGACGGCCGGUGCUCUGGGAGGCUGGAGGUGUAUCAUAACGCUGUGUGGGGCUCAGUCUGUGAUGAUCACUGGGACAUCAGCGAUGCUCAGGUGGUCUGCAGGCAGCUGGGUUGUGGAGCAGCACUGAGGGUUGAUGGGAAUUCAACCUUUGGUGCUGGUGAAGGUGUUGUGUGGAUGAACAAAGUCGAGUGCAGAGGGAAUGAGAUUCACCUGUGGGACUGUCCUCUCUCCCUGAAUAAACACACUGACUGCUCCCGCAAGAAGCUUGUUACACUCAACUGUGAAGGCUUAUCAGAUGUGUCAGUGGCCACUACUCCUGCCACAACAUCAUCAGCUUCUCCUCCAGUUUCUCCUCUAGUGCGCUCAACAUCAGUCUCUCCUCCACAAACUCCUCCACCAGAGUCUCUCCCAGUGCUUGUGAUUGUUCUGGGAGUUGUGCUCUUACUGCUCUUAGUGCCACUGCUUAUACUGAUUCAGCAGAACAGAGUGAUGAGGAGAGCUCUCUCUAAGAGGAGACACAGGACGAUGUCUGAGGCCGUUUAUGAGGAGAUUCAAGGGUCACAAGCAGGGACUUAUAUGUUUGUACAUGUACAGUAG